AUGUUUCAUUACUUGCCCAUGAUUUUGACGGCUUUCAGCCUCUUCACUCAGCUGUCACUUGUGCACGCCCAAGAUGCACCGUUAUGGGUCCAAGGCUCGUUUGAGGACGGUUCCGUCGCAGACGAGACGUACAACAGCGGUGGAUCCAUUACUGUGAAUGGUUUCACCAUGAACGUCCCGAAGAACCUUCUGGUCCAAUUCCCGGCAGCCUGGGUUCCAUGGAAGGACUUCAUCGCUAGCAAGACUGACUUUCUUGGAUUCGAAACAUUGGUCAUCGGGAAUACUGUCAACGGCGUACCAAUGGUUGCCCAAGUUCAAUUAUACGAAUUCUUCGAAGGGCUUGCCAGCGGGUUCAUUGAAUCUCUGGACUACGCAGAUGGAAGCAUGAAGAUUCAGAAUGGCCCAACCUUGCGCAUUGCUGAUCGCAAUGCGGUCUUCUCUGUGGGCUACACUGCGGCUCCCUUCAUGAAUGCAGAUGACCAGAGCCCCAGCAUCUCGGCUUUUUCUGGGUUUCCUAUGUGCAUUCCGCGAAACGACACCGACCCAUUCACUGCUCCAGACCCGCUCGCAAUGGCUCCGUUCCAGGUUGGGGAUUUCAUCACCUUUACCGGUUUCCGGCGAGGCAGCGAGGUCAUCGCGUUUAGUAUUGUUGCCCAAAAUGUGCAGAUUAAUACUUUGGGUGAUAUUGUCUAUCUCAGAAUGGAGCUAGGCCUGCUUGGUAUUGAUAAUCCGAGUCCAAAUGCGGAGAUUGCAGAGUCAAGGUUCAUUGGUUUCACAUCCAACAAUCGGGCUACAGUCUCUUUGUACGCAAUGGAUGUUGACCCCUGCACCGGCGCGGUCACGAACCGUAUCAUAGCUGCUGUGGGCUUGCGCGGUGGCAGAAAUGCUCAGAACAAGUUUGAAUACCGCAGCGAAAUUCUAUCACGCUAUACGCGCGAGUUUUUCGUCGUUGCAGAGAUCGACGGCAUUCCCAAAACUAUCGUGACGAAGAGCAACAUCACAGCAGGAACAUAUGUCCAGCCUGUCAAUACAUGGAUUCAAGGAGAGCAAGAUGUCCCCGGCGUGCCCCCAGUUCCCCAUGACUUUUCGCAGAUGGCAUUCUUAACCCAAGGAGUGGGUCCUGAUGCCGAUGGAAACAUCUGGGGGCCAAUCCAGCCAUUCCCGCAGACUGGUGUCAUUGUGAACCCUCCUCAAUGCAACGCCGUUGCCGAGACUGCUCAAUCCGAUACUGCCGUGACCUGUGGUUUCUGCCACUACGUUAAACGAAGUCUUAUCCUCGCACUUCUGGUCAUUUGGUGUCUCUGGUUCUGGACAAGAGACAGUACCGCUUCCUUGGACAACGCGCCCCCUUUUAACCAUGUCUCCUCAUCCACAUUGCAAAAUCCAAGCGAUCCGGACAAGCCGAAGCAAGGGGAGAUUUCGCUUUUUGAAAGCACGACGACACAAUCAUCCCCAAAGCUGAUUCAAGAAUAUGUGCCGCCAGAGUACCUAGCUCUUUCUGACGACCAACAACAAUGCGAAGAUAUAUAUGGCAACUCCUACCUUACGAACAUAGGCAAGACUCAACUACAAAACUGCGACAGCAACUCUCUCUCGGAGCUGCACUGCUUCUUCGGGCAACGUUUAUGGAAUAGAUGGGUGCCAUGGAAGAGAGACCCUCUUUGCCUAGCUCGAGGGGCCAAAUUUGCCCCUAACACACCAACCUUCUCAUCCGAAUACAAGGGCGCUGAGUUCGAAAUACAAUGCAAGCGACAGAAUAUUGAACAAGACUUGCUGAGCGACUACUGGGGAGACACAGGCGUUGGAAACACUCUCAAAACAUGGCAAUUUCAGGGGAAACAGGACAUAAGCAGAUGUAACAGAGAAAACAGUACCGACGAUUGGCUCAUACUUGUGCGUCGGGAGACCGGCGAUCUGCAAAACAUCUGGCACCAGCUGAUGCAGAUUUCUCAAGCCAGGCACACCAUCGAUGCGCUCCAGACGGCCGUUAACCCGAGGACCGGCGAGCCAUGGCUAUCUAGCGUGGAUGCCGCGCGCGUACAGGUGGUCUUCGACGACCAGCGUCAUCACGCCCUGGAGGAUUUGUGGGCAAUUGUUGGGAAAGGGCCUAUACGCACGAGCGAUCUGGUUCCUGGAACAUGUUAUGGCAACGUGAUUGUCCCUCUGCCAGGAUCAAGCAGCCCCUUCUGGUCUGCGUUGAUUGGGAAUAUGAAACAGGCUUGCUACAGGCAGACACUAUUGAACACUCUCGUGGAUCGUGUCUUCAACCAUUACGGAAUUGAGCCGCGGCCCUCGAGCGAUAUCCGUACCGACUUGACCAUUACGAUCAUCGAUAGGGCUGAAAAUCGCAAAUUUAUCAAUUUGGACCGCUUUGUUACCAUGCUGAGGGAGCGUUAUCCGAAUUUCAAUAUCGACGUUGUCGACUUCGCCACGAUAAGCUUUCCAGAUCAGAUCCGACUGGCCCAAAAAACGGAUGUAUUGGUUGGUCACCACGGAGCAGCCAUGACACACACGAUAUUCAUGGUUCCGGAGUCAGCCGCGGUCGAGGUUCUGCCACCAUAUUUCUUGCAGCGUGGCUUCCGCUCACUAGGACGCAUGCGCGGCAUUCAAUAUUUCACCGGACGAUGCAUGUGGAGAGAGGAAUACAACAACAUUACACGUGGUGACCCCAUUCCCGAAGGCUGGAGGCCACCUCAAGAACAUGAGGGUUGGCAAAAACGAGAAUGGACAUAUAUGUUAGAGGAUGACUUCUUGGGCCUGGUUGAUGCUGCGGUGAGGAGUCAAUUGAACCGGCUGAAUGAUGAUGAGAGACUGUCAUUGUCCAUGUCGAGUGUUGACGCAGGUUGA
Messenger RNA from Diaporthe amygdali, 2847 nucleotides. RefSeq names its product DUF563 domain-containing protein. The record is from RefSeq and is a predicted model, not a curated record. Gene Ontology annotation, cellular component: endoplasmic reticulum lumen. Gene Ontology annotation, molecular function: protein N-acetylglucosaminyltransferase activity. Bases 1 to 2847 code for a protein of 948 amino acids. Lineage: Eukaryota; Fungi; Ascomycota; Sordariomycetes; Diaporthales; Diaporthaceae. The transcript is spliced from 6 exons.